GAAGGUUUUGGUUCUCUGCAUCGAGAGCUCGAAAUGGGGGAAGCCAUGGAGGCCGAGACGCCCGCCACUGAAGAGAUCCAAGCGCCAGCGGAGACCAAGGAGGCCUCGGAAAAGAGGAAGAGAGAGGAGGAGAAUCCUUGGAGGAAGACGAGCCUCUGCUCCUACUUCCGGCGUGCUGCGGGCUCAUGUAGCCAUGGUGACGCUUGCCGGUAUGCCCACGGCGAGGAAGAGCUUCGGCCUCGCCCUGAUAACUCAUGGGAUCCCACUUCCGAACGUGCUAAGAAGCUCCUCAAAACGGAGGCGGCGGAGGACGAGGAGGAGGAGGAUAAGGAUGUCGAUUUUGCUACGAUGGAGAAAUGCCUUGUUGGACUCCCGAGGAAAUGGACUUCUGAUAGUUUGAAGAGUUUCCUUGAUGGCAAUGGGAUUGUUUGUGUAUCAUCAAAGAAAAAGAAGGGAAUGACUGUAGGUUUUGUAAGGUUUGCUGAUCCGGAACAGAUCAGAACUGCAGUUGAGAUUUUGAAAGAAAAGACAAGUGGGGGAAAGCAAAUAAAAGUUGCAGAUGCCAUUCGGCGAUGCCAAGGGAAGAAACCUGGGAAGGAAUAUCCUCUUGGUCAGAUAGAUGAACAGCUUUGUCAAACUCAAUCAAUUAUUGAUGAUUCAACUAGUUCUAUGCCAAGUUCGGUUGUGGAUGAUGAUGCUGGUGAGAAUGAUGAUGGUUCUGCUCAUAACAAUAGUUUGCCUGCUGAAGGAUUGAUUUCAAAAGCAAGAAGUGUUCGUGAUGUGGUGACUCCCCUUGCUUAUAUGCCCUAUAAUGAACAACUGGAGCACAAGAAGAAUUCUCUUCUUCAAACUCUCAAACGACUUACCCGCAAUGCACGUAAGGCUUGCCCAGAUUCUAUCUCUCUCCCUGAGUGGAUUCUUAAAUCCAGAGACAUUGGUGGUCUUCCAUGUAAGCUAGAAGGCAUCAUAGAGUCGCCGUUGAUAAAUGGGUAUCGGAAUAAGUGCGAGUUUUCGGUGGGCUAUUCCUCACAGGGAAAAUGUACAGUUGGAUUUAUGCUUGGAAAUUUCAGGGAGGGUAUAACAGCAGUAGAGGAGCCUAUCAACUGCCCAAACGUAUCUGAAAUUUCUUGCAAAUUUGCUUUGAUCUUUCAAGAGUUUCUCGAGUCCUCUGUGUUACCUGUAUGGAACAGAAUUGAGAAUCAUGGGUUUUGGCGCCAAUUUACGGUCAGGGAAGGAAGAAGUCCAAGUCAAGUGGCAGUGGCUGACAAUCUUGAUAACCAGAUUGCAGAGGUUAUGCUUAUUAUUCAGGUUUGCUCAUCUGAUGUUGAUGAAAAGAUUAUGCAAAGUGAAUUCAAGAGGAUGGUUCAGGUUCUUGUCCGAGGAGCAGCUACAUCUUCUCCCACUUUACCUCUCACAACGGUAGUAGUGCAGGAUCAUAAAGGAAUAUCAAAUGUUGCACCUGCUGAUUGCCCGAUGUUUGUGCUACCACUUGCAGAGGUGGAAGAACAUUCUUGCUUAGAAAAGGUGCCUGCCACUGAAGCAAGAAUUAAUGAUUAUAUAAAUAAUCUUCAAUUCUGCUUAUCUCCAACAGCAUUUUUCCAAGUAAAUACUCUUGCUGCAGAGAAGCUGUAUUCCCUUGCCGGUGAUUGGGCCGAUCUUAAUUCAGACACCCUACUAUUUGACAUAUGUUGUGGGACUGGGACAAUUGGUCUUACUUUAGCACAUCGUGUUGGUAUGGUUGUGGGCAUUGAAAUGAACAGUUCAGCUGUUUCAGAUGCAAAUAGAAAUGCUGAGAUUAAUGGCAUAACCAAUUGUAGGUUUGUAUGUGGAAAGGCAGAGGACGUCAUUGGCUCAUUACUUAAGGAGUAUCUUGAUGAGUUGCAGCCACAUGGCACAAGCUCUGACUUGUCAACAACCAAUGGGAUGGUUGGUGGGAAGGGUGAUGGUAACACAGAAGAAAAUGACACUACUACAACGGUCACAGACAUAACCACUUCUGACACUGGCCCGGAAAAUGACUGCCCAAAAGACAAGGAUAGUGAACAGAUACAACUCCUGGUGCCUGAGCAGCAGUUUGAUGAAAAAUCCAAUGUACAAGAAAUCUCCAAGGGCAAUUCUAACGAUAACAAUGUCAGUGGUUUUUUAGAAAGUUCUUUAGAUUCAUCUGGAUUUGAGGAGAAGGCUCAAGAGAAGGUUGAUUUUGAUAAACAGAAAGUAACUGAUAGUGCUUUGAGACCACAAUUCAAGAAUAUUGUCGCAAUUGUUGAUCCGCCACGUGUUGGAUUACACCCUAUUGUGAUGAAAACUAUAAGGACACACCAUUGUUUGAGGCGUCUCGUUUACAUCUCUUGCAACCCAGAAAGUCUAGUGGCAAAUGCAAUUGAGCUCUGCACACCUACUGCUGACAAACCUGAGAAAUCAAAAGGCAAUAAGAGAUGGCGAAGCAUGAGCAAUGCUGGUCUAGCAAGACAAAGGGCUAAAUCUAUGCCAAACUCUGAGCCCUUCCAGCCGGUCAGGGCAGUUGCAGUUGAUCUGUUUCCACACACACAACACUGUGAGAUGGUCAUGCUCCUGGAGAGAUGAAAAACUAUUCAAUCUCAGACAGUGUGCUUAUGUUUUCAAAGCACAUAUUAUUGAUUUCUCCAAGAAUAAUGCUAGAUUUCUGAUCAGAAGCAGUGACUAUUGGAACUCUCAUUUCUAAACAUCAAUGAAUGAAAGAAUGAAUGGCAUUUACACAAA
Molecule: messenger RNA, 2739 nt
Organism: Dioscorea cayenensis subsp. rotundata (Guinea yam)
Lineage: Eukaryota; Viridiplantae; Streptophyta; Magnoliopsida; Dioscoreales; Dioscoreaceae
Product: zinc finger CCCH domain-containing protein 24
Exons: 14
Coding region: 34-2583 (849 amino acids)
Biological process (GO): RNA processing
Molecular function (GO): RNA binding; metal ion binding; RNA methyltransferase activity
Source: RefSeq, a predicted model, not a curated record